This is a messenger RNA of Antechinus flavipes (yellow-footed antechinus), 1803 nucleotides long. RefSeq names its product transmembrane protein 107 (gene TMEM107). The transcript has 5 exons. NCBI's taxonomy places the organism in Eukaryota, Metazoa, Chordata, Mammalia, Dasyuromorphia, Dasyuridae. Gene Ontology annotation, biological process: non-motile cilium assembly; protein localization to ciliary transition zone. The record is from RefSeq and is a predicted model, not a curated record. Gene Ontology annotation, cellular component: MKS complex. Bases 146 to 568 code for a protein of 140 amino acids.
CGAGAUUUUUAGGGUAGUUUAGCCCCUCAUAACAGAAGAAAAAAAAAAAAAAAUCCCGUUGUUGCCAUAGGCAACCGGGAGGCAGCAACGAGGUGCCGGAAAGAAUUGUAGAUCCUUAAGAGUACGACGCAGGCCCUCGGAAAGGAUGGGGCAGGUCUCUGGACUGGUGCCCUCUCGUUUUCUGACGUUGCUAGCUCAUUUGGUGAUCGUGAUAACCAUCUUCUGGACGCGGGAUGACAAUAUUCGAGCCAGUUUGCCCCCCAGUUUCACUUCCGACCAGUAUAAGAAGGAGGAUUCUGAGCUGGUCACUGCUCUCUCCAUUACAUUGGGCCUCUUCCUGGUAGAACUGGCAGGUUUCUUUUCAGGCGUGUCCAUGUUCAACAACACUCAGAGCCUCUUUUCUAUCGCGAUGCAUUGUUGCGCAGCUGUGUCUUUGGCCUUCUUCGUCUUCGAGGCUUGGGAGUGCUCCACCUAUUGGUACAUCUUCACCUUCUGCAGUGUUCUUCCAGCUUUCACUGAAGUAAUAAUGUUCAUCACUGUCUUCGUGUUAAAGAAAAAAUCCUUCUGAUUCUCCUACAAAUGUGGGGAAGAAGACUGAAAAAAGCUUUACAAUCAGCUCUCAGUCCUUGGAGAAAACAUGGGAAGACUAAUGGUGACAGUGUUUGGGGAACUCAUUUGCAAUGUUUUUCUCUCCUUGGAAUUUGGACACAAUGAUUUUGUAUCUUAUGCUUUGUAAUAAAACUAAACUUUUGUACUAUAACUAAAGUUGGUGAAACAGGAACAGAGGCCAUUGGGUGCUGGCCAUAUCAUACAUAGAAAAGAAGAGCUAGAUGAACAGGGCUUGCUGGAAGAGAAACUUGGUGCUUUCCCAUCCAUGCAGGACCUUAAAGUUACUGGUGCCCCCUUUUUGAGGAUUGUGGUCUAAAUCCCAGAAACUGAGACAUGCAGCCAGUGACAACAUGGGUCAUGGGGGCUUUAAGCAAAUGAAAGUCAUGAGGCUUUUUUCCUUAUGGGAACUCUUGAAUGAAGAAGUUAAGAUUGGCUUCUUUAGAUUGUGGUAAAGAUGGAACAGUCCCUCAUUGUGUGAGGACUUGAGGAAAGGCAAUGCAGUAGAUCAUUAUAUUGGGUAGAUCAGGCUAGAAUGUUCCAUGGCUCCCAGAAAAUAUUCUUUAUUAUUAGCAAAGCUUGCCCUGAGUUGAUGUGACUUCUUCCCAUCUGUAAAAUGAGCAAUACUUAGAACCACCCAAAUUAUGUAUCAUAAUGGACAAUCCCAUGACCCUGAUUAACUGUGUGACCUUGGAAAAAUCUCUUAACCUUUUUUAAGCCUGUUUCCUCAUCCCUGUGUAAAAUGGAAUUAUUGUGAGGAGAUGGGCAAAUGGUAUCCUGUCUCCAUCAGUGAGUGAAGUCAAGAGUUCAUUUUUAUAGUAUAACCCAAAUCUUCACUCUUUCCAACAGGAUUGGAAUGAGACAUGCCACUUUAGAAGGCAAGAGUGACACUCCCCUAGAAAGGAUUAAUGGUGCCUGAAGAAAAGAUGGGAGUGAACACCUUGGGGCAAUGAAAUAGGAAUGGAAGAAACACCAUGGAAUUUGUAUUCCAAUUCUGUUCUGGAUUUGGGGUAAAUUAUUUUAUCAUUAAAAUCUUCGUUUCAUUUGUAGAAGGAAGACAUUGUCCUAGAUGAACUCUAAGAUUACUUCCACUUUUAAAUUUCUGAAUCUUAGCUUUGAAAUGAAAAUAAAUAUGAAAUUAAAACAUGGUCCUAUUUUGUCCCUAAAUAUUAAAAUAAAAGCAAAAAGAAAUUGGGA